GUCGUCGAGAAAUCCUCAGUUGGGCUCUAUAGCCCUUCAAAGCCCUUCAAGCGAGACGCAGACCGUCCGAAUUACACCAGCAACUUGCAAUGACUUAUCUCUAUUCAAAUCUAUACUAAAGGAAUAUAGAAAGCUCGAUGAUGGCAUAACUAUGCGACUCAAUCGGGCUCAAGCGUUUAUUAGAGAUCAAGAACGUGAACGGACAUCGCCAGGGCCUGACAGUAUUCAAAAUCAGGCCUGUAUUGCCGUCUGGAGGGAACUCAUGGGCAAUUGGAAGAGGAGGACUCAGUUGAUCAACUACUGCGUCUCCGUUGUCGAUGAAUCAAUAGCAGAAAACAAGGACCUGGCAGAACGAAGUGACAACCCAGCGGAGCAACGUCGAGCACAGGCGACAAGCUAUGCGGAAGAAGUCAAGCGCAACCAGAUACGAAAUGAACGGACAGUGGAAAAGAUCAUCAGACAACGAGCGAUAGAUGCCUUCCAUUCACGUUGUCAAUAUUUUACCCCUCCGCAGUCAGACCAAGAGGCGAAUUCUAUAUGGGAGGAUGCAAAGCAUUAAAGAUGAAUGGGGUUCCAUGCCCAGCGUCGUUUCGGUCUGGACGGCGUUUCCCUACGGUGUGAGACGGUGACCAACUCCGACGGCGACGUAGUAGGCGCCUGUGGCUCCGUGCGGAACGUCUCAUUCUGUUCUUGGCCUUCCGUUCGUUCUCUCAAAGAAGUACACCGUGGGUUUAAAACUUUCUCAGUGGGCAUUUCUCACCGUGGACAGAGCUACCACUUUUUAAUUAGGUUUCAGUAGAAAUAUUCUGGCCUUACAAAUUAGUAUGAUACAAUGACGCCAUCUCCC
Coprinopsis cinerea okayama7#130 is the source of this 847-nucleotide messenger RNA. RefSeq lists its product as hypothetical. NCBI's taxonomy places the organism in Eukaryota, Fungi, Basidiomycota, Agaricomycetes, Agaricales, Psathyrellaceae. Gene Ontology annotation, cellular component: mitochondrion; mitochondrial intermembrane space. The record is from RefSeq and is a predicted model, not a curated record. Bases 152 to 559 code for a protein of 135 amino acids. The transcript has 5 exons.